Saccharomyces mikatae IFO 1815 is the source of this 573-nucleotide messenger RNA. It is a transcript of the gene CSM1, whose product is annotated as Csm1p. Bases 1 to 573 code for a protein of 190 amino acids. The transcript has a single exon. Gene Ontology annotation, cellular component: chromosome, centromeric core domain; nucleolus; mitotic spindle. The record is from RefSeq and is a predicted model, not a curated record. Lineage: Eukaryota; Fungi; Ascomycota; Saccharomycetes; Saccharomycetales; Saccharomycetaceae. Gene Ontology annotation, biological process: meiotic sister chromatid segregation; attachment of mitotic spindle microtubules to kinetochore; homologous chromosome segregation. Gene Ontology annotation, molecular function: protein binding; microtubule site clamp.
AUGGACCCAUUAACCGUAUACAAAAACUCAGUGAAGCAACAGAUAGAUUCGGCAGAUUUGCUAGUAGCCAACUUGGUAAACGAGAACUUCAUACUGUCGGAGAAACUAGAUACAAAAUCAAGCGAGAUCAAGCAACUGCAAAAGCAAAUAGACUCAUUGAACGUGCAAGUGAAGGACCUUAAGACUCAGGCUUCCCAACAAACGGAGAACUCAGAAGUCAUAAAAGAUCUUUAUGAGUACCUCUGCAACGUCCGUGUGCACAAGACCUACGAAGACGAGUCCGGAUUGUGGUUCGACAUAUCACAGGGUACCCACUCGGGAGGGUCCCCUGAUGAUUAUUCGAUUAUGGACUAUAAACUCGGGUUUGUGAAGGGCCAGGCCCAAGUCACAGAAGUCAUCUAUGCUCCGGUGCUCAAACAACGAUCCACCGAAGAACUGUACUCACUCCAGUCCAAACUGCCCGAAUAUCUCUUCGAAACAUUGAGUUUCCCUCUCUCAUCGUUGAACCAAUUUUAUAACAAGAUUGCAAAAAGCCUGAAUAAGAAAAAAGAGAAAAAAGAAGAGACCGAGUAG